Molecule: messenger RNA, 267 nt
Organism: Echinostoma caproni
Lineage: Eukaryota; Metazoa; Platyhelminthes; Trematoda; Plagiorchiida; Echinostomatidae
Source: the annotation of a GenBank genome assembly
AUGCGUUUCACACCUCCAAGGUGUAAAGCGUUUCUACAGGACUGGGUUGGUUCAGCUCCCAGCCUCAGUCGAACUGAAGAAGUAAUAGAGCAAAAGGAUAAGUUUUGUUAUUUGGACAGCUAUAUCUCACCUGGUGGACGCAUCACGGAUGAAGUGUCAGCUAGCAUACAGAGGGCUCAGUCAGCAUCUGUCAACUUGCGACAUCUGUGGCGCCGUCGCGAUAUCCGGGUAUCUGUGAAGGAUCGAAUGUAUGCCGCGGCAUUUUGA